AUGCCCAGACGACGCCUCAGAAUCAACUGCUCUUCUGAUUCUGAACAAGAAGAAGAACCAAAUCAACCACAAUCCACUCAUUUCUAUCAAAAUAACCAACAACCUAAUACUACUCACCCACCCGUCAAUUUAUCCCCUUCAACUCCUAAUCCUAAUCCUAAUCCUAAUACUAACCAGAACCCUAACCCUAAUCCUUAUCCUCCCGACCCCUUACCUAUCUCCGACGAAGACGAUGAAAUUGACUCCUUCACCGAACCCCCAACGACAGCACCCGAAAAUUCUCCGAUUGCCGAUAUGCUAUUGACUCUUGGACUGAGGUUGAAGAGAGAUUGGCUAUAUUCUUGUGUUCAAGGACUCAAGAGUUCUGUUUCAGGAUUCUCAAACCUCGAUGUUGCGGCAAAAGCAAAGCUCUGUUUUCAGCAGUUUUUGUUUUCGGACAUGAAUUAUUGUGGUGCUGGUGUGCUUCCAAACAAUGUGGACUCAUUGCAUCUGGUGGAUCUCAAGGGACCUUUUGUUUUGCAGGUUGACGAAAUAGUUAAUAUCAGCUGUCCUCUACGAGGCAGGUUUCAGGAUACAGCUUCUGGUAUCAAGAGGUGCCUCAAGUUGUCCAUGACAGAUGGUGCUCAACGUGUGUUUGGCAUGGAGUACAGGCCAAUUAAAGAUCUCAAAGUUUUGGCGCCUGCUGGAUUGAAGGUUGUCAUUUGUAAUGUACAUAUACGGCAUGGACUGCUAAUGCUGGUUCCUGAAGCUCUAGAAGUCCUUGGAGGAAUGGUGCAGCAGUUGGAAGUGGCGCGUCAGCAUCUUGUUGAGGAAGUAAACAAGCCACCGAGGGGCAAAAGAACAAGGACAGGAGUUGUUCCUUCUUUAGCUACUAGGGCUACCCUCGCUGCAUGGCCUUCAAAUGGGUUCAAUGUUACUGGGCAGACCAAUAGUUCAAUAUCAGAGAAUGCAACUUCCUUCCAAGCAAAUGAGCAAGCCUGGCAGACCAACGGUUCAACAUCACAUAAUGCAACUUCUUUCCGAGCAAAUGAGCAAGACUGGCAGGCCAAUAGUUCAGCAGCACAGAAUGCAACUUCCUUCCAAGCAAAUGAGCAAGCUGCUCCUGUGGUUUCAUCAGGCACUGCUAUCAGUCAAAGAAAUACGACUGUUCCCAUCAAUGGGGUUGCUGUGGCUAAUUCAUCAUCUGGAGUUGUCGUGGAUUUUGAGGAGAUGCAUAUAGAUGCUGUUCCCACUAGCCGGGUGGAGGAGGUUGAACACCCACUCAUAUUAUCUGGAGAACGUGAAAUUCCAUUCACUUAUUUGGCGAGUUUGUCAGCAAAGUGGGCUGCUAUGAAGGAGAAAACCCCUUCUGUUCAGGGUAAAAUUAAGUGCUUUUUAACCGGUGUUAAGAGAUUCCAAUAUAAAGGGAGGGAAAGAUAUGAGCUCCUGGUUUAUGUUGAUGAUGGUAGCCUCAUCUCUGAAAUCCUGAUUGACCACAAUGUUGUACAGAAUGGAAUAGGUUAUUCUCCUGCGGAGGUCACUGCUGCUCUUUCCUCAUCAGAUACGAAAACAGUUAGUGAUAUGAAGGAGACUUUCAGACAGUUCCAAUUACUUUUAGUGACUUUUGAGGGAACAAUGCUUGUGGAGAUGAACGAAACGUCUCCUCGACCAAUUGUCCUUGAGAUGACCCAGGGCUGUCCUUCAUCUGAUGCACGGUUGCUUCUGAGAAGAAUGAAGCCCCCUCCUGCUCGUGCCCAGACUCCACCUUGUCCGUUUAUGAAUCCCAUUGAAAUUUCUCCUUGAUUUGACCCCACUUUUAACGCCCUUGUAUAGUUGCUUGAGAUGGAAAGUUGAAGGACGAUGAAAAUUAGUUUCAACAAAAAUCUGCAGUUGUUCCCGAUUGUAUAUUGUUCUUGGUGAUUCUUUAAAUCGUUCACGAAUUGAAUGGAACUUGUUCCCGAUUGUAUAUUGUUCUUGGUGAUUCUUUAAAUCGUUCACGAAUUGAAUGGAACGGCAUGAAGAUUCAAAUGAUGACAACUGUUGCCUAUCCAUUCCUGGUUGCUUGGUUGAAGUUUGCUUGGUCCAUCAGAAUAAAGAUGAUUAAAAUAACUGGAUUAAGCCAUCAUUUGUGCUAGAAAGAAUUCCGUUGACUGCUGUCUGUCGUAUGGAGAAAAGUGACUAUAUCUUAGGUGAAAAUGCGAAGCCAGCCAGCUACAAUGUGGAGACCAAUCUACGAGAACAGGAUGGAAUUCGAAAGCUGCCCCAUCGGCCUCAUUCAUAAACGUGGUAUGUCUUUUCCUUCCCCAAAUUUAUGAAAUACCUUUUGGAUUGCUUGAUCUUAAAUCAUGUUAUUUAAGUUUUUUUUUCCUAAAUAAUCAGCGUCAAUGCUCAAUUUUUUAGAUAGAGCAAUGAUUGUUUCUCUUGUAAGAUGCUGGAAUA
Pistacia vera is the source of this 2418-nucleotide messenger RNA. RefSeq names its product recQ-mediated genome instability protein 1. The transcript has 9 exons. Gene Ontology annotation, molecular function: nucleotide binding. Gene Ontology annotation, biological process: resolution of meiotic recombination intermediates; double-strand break repair via homologous recombination. Lineage: Eukaryota; Viridiplantae; Streptophyta; Magnoliopsida; Sapindales; Anacardiaceae. Bases 1 to 1782 code for a protein of 593 amino acids. The record is from RefSeq and is a predicted model, not a curated record. Gene Ontology annotation, cellular component: nuclear body; RecQ family helicase-topoisomerase III complex.